Molecule: messenger RNA, 1172 nt
Organism: Mugil cephalus (flathead mullet)
Lineage: Eukaryota; Metazoa; Chordata; Actinopteri; Mugiliformes; Mugilidae
Gene: rgs5b
Product: regulator of G protein signaling 5b
Exons: 5
Coding region: 133-669 (178 amino acids)
Source: RefSeq, a predicted model, not a curated record
CACAGGAGGCAGACCAGCUAAGAGCUCUUUCACUUAGGACAAGGAAGGCAGCGCAGUGAGACGCCACAUACUUUAGAAGCACUUGUCAAAACCUUUGGAGCUACACACCAGGGACCGAGAAAAUAACUCAUCAUGUGCAGAGGACUGGACUCACUGCCUAUCACCUGCCUGGAAAGGGCAAAGGAGCUGAAAGCUUUGUUUGGAAGUUUACUACAGAAGUCUGAUCACAGCAUCACAGCGCAGUCAAAGAAAAAUGACAAACUAAGAUUAAAUGUCAACGAGCCACUGAAAUGGAAGGAGUCAUUCGAGAAACUCUUGUCCAGCCACAAUGGACUGUGCAUGUUCAGAGCGUUCCUUGUGUCGGAGUUCAGUGAGGAAAACAUCGCCUUCUAUUUGGCAUGCGAGGACUACAGGACAACUAAACCUUCAAAACUGGCCGCCAAGGCAAAGAAAAUCUACGAGGAGUUUGUCUGCUCCGAUGCACCACGAGAGGUGAACCUUGACCAUCUGACCAAAGCGAUCACCAAGGAGAACAUGGAGCAGCCAAGUCAGUCGUGUUUCGAUGCGGCCCAAGCCAAAAUCUACACCCUGAUGGAGAAAGACUGCUACCCUCGUUUCCUCAAAUCAUCAACAUACUUGGAGCUGACCAGAAAGACCAAGACAGGCUAACUUAAGUUGAUAACUCCUCAAAAGGGACAUAAGCUAAGUGACGCACAGCUGAGACUGGAAGGGUUUCAGACGGAACAGAUACCUCAGUCCAAGGAGUUUCACGUCGGGUUGUGGAGUUUUCUUUAGAGAUUUCCAGAGGCUCCAUACAGACCGGGGAUCCGAGCUGGAAGCCGAAAGCACGCUUGAGUUUGCGAUGGGGAAACUGACACAGACCGGGCACCAGGCAACAUCUGCCUGUAAAAGAGGCACACGUGCUGCACAUAAAGUCUACAUAAAUGUCAGCUACAGUGGCAUGAAUUUAAAAGUGCAAAGAGGACGAGUUGCUAUCACACAACAAAACUACCACUUGGAGAAAAGCAUCUCCGUAGCAUUAAAGCUUAUUUAUUAUUUAUUUAUUUAAUUGUUGUUAACUUAAUGUUUGCUGUUGUUGAAAACUUUUUUUUUUAUCUGAAGUACUGUAUGUAUAAGUAAAUGCAUUGAAUAAAGAAUUUCUUGCCACAGAA